AUGACCAACAAAAAUAAUAAUCAGACAGCACCACCUGUCUUCCGAAGUGUAAUAUACAGUAGAAAUGAUAGACUUCGUUUGGCCAAUAGUACUGCUUCCAUUUACAAAGGAAAGUUUGAAGAGAAAGUUGAUGUUGCUCUGAAGAGAGUAAAAAUUUGUCGUAAUGACGCUGUACAAAUUGAUACAGACCUUGCAAGUCUCUUAAAAAGGUUAAGACUUGCUGUUGGCGUCAUCAACCAUGACAUCAUUAGAGAAGGCUCCAGAGGAAUAUAUACAAUCUCGACACAAUUACCCACGAAUAUAUCAAACAAGGAGAUAAUCUCUCAGAUAUUAUUUGGGCUCCAGUACCUGCAUUCACGACAAAUUGUCCAUGGUAACCUCAAACCGUCAAAUAUUCUCUUACAACAGAGGAGCGAUGACGAGCUUCUCUUUAAAUUAUCCGACUUUGGCUUGUUAAAAUUACAUAGUCAAACAGAAAACGGAACUGUGGAUUGGCUAGCCCCAGAGAUAUAUGACAUGCGUAGACCUGGGAUCCUCGACUUGGAAAGAAGUUUCUGGCAAAGAAGUGAUAUUUUUCCACUUGGUCUCAUCUUUUAUUUCAUUGUAAGCGACGGUCAUUACGUAUUUAGGUCUCAAGAGGAUAUACAAAAAGGAAAUGCAGAUUAUACAGAUGUUGAUAGUAAUAAACCAUUUUUUAACUUACUAACACGCAUGUUAAAGCCAAAACCAGAUGACAGACCAUUUACCGAGGAUAUAUGGAAGCACCCUGCACUAUGGAGCUGUGAAAGAAUUCUGGACUUUUUUAUUAUGCAAGUAUCUUGUUGAUGGAACGUUCAA
Molecule: messenger RNA, 837 nt
Organism: Ruditapes philippinarum (Manila clam)
Lineage: Eukaryota; Metazoa; Mollusca; Bivalvia; Venerida; Veneridae
Product: serine/threonine-protein kinase/endoribonuclease ire-1-like
Exons: 2
Coding region: 1-825 (274 amino acids)
Biological process (GO): IRE1-mediated unfolded protein response; protein phosphorylation; intrinsic apoptotic signaling pathway in response to endoplasmic reticulum stress
Cellular component (GO): IRE1-TRAF2-ASK1 complex
Molecular function (GO): protein serine/threonine kinase activity; ATP binding; RNA endonuclease activity
Source: RefSeq, a predicted model, not a curated record